AUGUCAGACCGAGAAGGGAUCCCUCUCCCCGUCAUCAUUGUCGGCGCCGGCGUGAGCGGCCUGCUGCUGGCCCAGCACCUGCGCAAGACCAACGUGCCCUUCCGCCUGUACGAGCGCGACUUGGACCUCACCACGCGCGGCGUCGGCUGGGGCCUGACGCUGCACUGGUCGCUGCCGGCGCUGCGGUCCCUGCUACCGGAGGACCUCGUCGUGCGGCUGCCGGACGCGUACGUCGACCGCGCCGCCGUCGCGCGGGGUGAGGCCUCGGCGUUCCCCUUCUUCGACCUCAGCACGGGCGAGCUAAGGGGUGCGAGCCCGCGGGAGCCCGAGAACCUGCGGAUCAGGGUGACGCGAGAGAGGCUGCGGCGGUUGCUCGCGACGGACGUGGAUAUUCAGUCCAUGGAUGUGACGCCCUUAUUUUUUGAGACGCUGCACCUCACAUCGACCACCGUGCUAAACAGCUCGUACACGCAGUGGGGGAAGAGCUUCGUUAAGUUCGAGGAGAAGCAGGACUCGGUCGUCGUCUCGUUCGAUGACGGCUCGUCAGUGACUGGCCGUAUGGUCGUGGCAUGCGACGGUGGCCCGUCUCGAGUUCGGCGGCAGUUGUUCCCGGACCAGCACGAGAGAUACCGGAUUCCGGUUCGGGUGCUCGGCCUCAAGGUGCCCCUGUCGCCGGAUCAGAUGGCGCCGAUUCGGAAGCUCGACCCUUUCUUCCUGCAAGGAGCGUCAUCUCGCAAUGACACGUUUCUCUAUCUCAGCAUGCUCGACUCCCCCGGCAACAACGAGGAGAGCACGGGGGACUUCAGCUGCCAGAUGUGUAUCUCGUGGCCGGACCGCCCGGGGUUCUUGGGUAAGGCAGCGCCGACGGGCUACCCGCAGACGAGCGGCAGCAAAAUCGAGUUCAUCAGGUCGUUGGCUGAGAGCUGGUCGGAGCCGUUUCGAGGGCUCACGCUCGGCAUUCCUGCCGAUACGGAUGUGAAGCACCUCGACCUAUACGACUACGCACCGCCCAAGGGACUGAGGUCCAAGGGCAGGGCGGUGUUGAUGGGCGACGCCUUUCAUGCCAUGGCGAUGUACCGAGGCGAGGGCGCCAACCACGCCAUUAUCGACGUGCUAGACUUCGCCGAGACGGUGGCGCCCGCGUUGAACGCCGACUUCGCUGAGUUGCGGGCCGCUAUAGACGUCUACGAAGACCGCGUCGUCGCCCGCGCCCGGCCCGGCGUGCUGGCCUCGCGGCGAGCCUGCCUAGACGCGCACGACUGGCCCAGGAUUAGCCCCGCGAGCCCCCUGCUGAGCAAGCGGGAGAUGAUGCUUCAAUUCGACGAGGAGUAA
Molecule: messenger RNA, 1332 nt
Organism: Colletotrichum spaethianum
Lineage: Eukaryota; Fungi; Ascomycota; Sordariomycetes; Glomerellales; Glomerellaceae
Product: putative FAD-linked oxidoreductase
Exons: 4
Coding region: 1-1332 (443 amino acids)
Source: RefSeq, a predicted model, not a curated record